Messenger RNA from Closterium sp. NIES-65, 774 nucleotides. NCBI's taxonomy places the organism in Eukaryota, Viridiplantae, Streptophyta, Zygnematophyceae, Desmidiales, Closteriaceae. The record is from the annotation of a GenBank genome assembly.
AUGUGCGGGCGCGCGCGUUGCACGCUGUCGCCAGACGCCGUCACGCGCGCAACCGGCGCGCGGCCCGAUUGGCGCGACCAGCACCUGUUCCACCCAUCCUUCAAUGUCGCGCCCGGCACCUUUCUGCCCGUCGUCUGCGCCGCCGCUUCCGCCGCCCCGUCCGCCUCCCCGCACGCUGCUUCCGCUUCCGCCAAGCUCGCCCCUGCGGAAGCGGAAUGCGCGGAGGAUAGAUGUGCGGAGGCGGAAGAAGCGGACGAGGAAGGGCGCGCGCAGGGGGAGAUUGGAGGGGGGAGGGGGAAGGCAGGAGAAGCGGAGCAACAAGAGCAGGCGGAUGAAGAACAAGGGGUACAGGCGGAGGAGGAGCGGAAGCGGCAGGUGGUGGAGGCGGAGGGGGAGCAGAAGGGGCAGGCGGGGGGGGAGGUGGAGGUGCAGGUGAUGAAGUGGGGGCUGGUGCCGUCGUUCUGCAGCAAGACACAGCCGCCCGACCACUUCCGCAUGGUGUGCCUCACAGCGUUUCACACAGCGAUUCACUCUCGUCAUGCGCCGUCCCUCUUCCCCCAAAUUCUCGCUUUCUCUAUCCUAAUUCGCCUCUUCCCUGCGUUCCCUCCUUUCCGCCUUCUCCCCUCUCUCUCCUUCCCCUCUCCUUCCCCUCCCCCCACAUUCCCUCUCCCCUCCCCCCCCCAGUUCAACGCACGUUGUGAGUCGCUGCACGCCAAGCCGUCCUUCCGCCGCCUGCUGCCCUCCCAGCGCUGCGUCGUGGUCCUGGAGGGGUGA